Syngnathus typhle (broad-nosed pipefish) is the source of this 1812-nucleotide messenger RNA. It is a transcript of the gene lrrc66, whose product is annotated as leucine-rich repeat-containing protein 66. The transcript has 4 exons. The record is from RefSeq and is a predicted model, not a curated record. Bases 502 to 1812 code for a protein of 436 amino acids. Lineage: Eukaryota; Metazoa; Chordata; Actinopteri; Syngnathiformes; Syngnathidae.
UGUGGUCAUAAAACUUAUUCCGAUAACUGUGCUACAAGUGGACAAUAAAACAAUAAACUCUGUUCUACUCACCGUCAACUUUGACAUGCGACAGACAUGCGGAGGGAGGAAGCUUGGCAGGUGAGUUUAUUCACAUGAUCAGUUUUCUUAUCUAUCCAUACGUAAGGUGUUUCCUACUCAAUGGUGAUCAUCAUUCUGUCUUCACCCCCUCAAAAAGAAAAAACAUCCAAAGAAAAGUAAAAUACAGCAUGCUUGUGGAGUUAUCCUUCUAAUGGAGACUCCAUUCUUUACGAUCUGCUAUGCUCGAUAGGCUUGGGUGCUAUAGAGGCCUUGGAGAUCCUGCAACUGUCCUUCAACAACAUUACCACCAUCCAGCUAGGAGAACUGGACAACCUGCGUGGGCUACGGGAGCUUCACCUCCAACACAACCUCAUCAGCAGCCUGCACCCAAAUGCCUUCAGACAUUUACACCAACUUGAGAUUCUCGACGUGAGCUUCAACAUGCUGACCAGCCUCGACCCUUCAAUCUACUUCUCUCUACACACCAUCGGGACGGACGUUCACCUAGCUGGAAACAAGUGGCACUGUAACUGCAUCAUGAGGAACAUAAGAAGAUGGAUGGCUAUUAACAGGAACAGAGGGUCGCAUUCCUGGGAUUUGGUUUGCGCUUCCCCGCCCAUUCUAGCAGGUGCCGACGUUCUACACCUGGAGGAUGAUGAUUUGGACUGUUGGAGCACUGAAAAGGAACCACAAGAUGUGACAGUACAACAAGGUUCUGAUGUUCUGCUGUCCUGCACCACAAGAGGUGAAUUAUGGUGGACGCCUGCUGGUUUGGCACCUGGAAACCAACCUAACUCUGGUCUCCUCGUCAGUGCCAUCACAGAGAAAAACACUGGUCUUUACGUGUGUUUGUCCAAGGAUCACCAGGUGGUGUCCAUCUUUCAUCUUCGUAUCGCAGGAACUAGCAGAAAAGUUCGAAGUGUAGCAGAGAGAAUCACAGGUGAAGUAAGGAGCCAAAACGUGACACAGUCCGACUUGACGUUAGCCGUGUGUUUGUCCGUGUUCAUCACCUUUCUGUUCGCCUUCAUCCUGGGAGUUGUCCUAAGACCAUGCAUCGAUAUUCUCUGGAAGAGGAUCACCAGAAAGAAAACAUCUGAAAACACUGUCUCGUCGGCCGAGGGGAGACAAUACGACAAUGAGGCCUACUCGGAAGACCCAGAGGAGUUGGGCCCUCACAGAGAAAGGAGAGUUACCUUCAGCACAGUGGAAGAAAAUGAUGUUAAAUAUUAUGACACGGAACAUGACACAAGAGUAAACAGCAAAGUAGUUGAAAAUAAAACGCUUGUAGAUAGAGAUUCGGUAUUUGAGAAAGGUCUGGAGGGAAGCAGUUCAGAGGAUACACGAGGUCUUUCGGACCAAAACCUCACAAGAACUUUGUCUGAUUCGUCACUUUCUGAUCAGGACCAAAAACAAGUGGACACACUUUAUCAGAACACAUCAGAAAUACCACAAAUUUCCAUUAAGAAAAUCCCAGGAGUUUCUUCUGAACCCAUUGUAGAUUACGCACAGCAUGCAAAAAACAGUGAAACAGUGGAACUCGAAGAUGAGGAAGAACAAUUUGACUACAGCGACUCUGUCCGCAGCACAUCGCCGAGAACCAGCAGUCCCAUGGGUUCUUUUAACUACACCCGACAAAUUAUGCCAAGACUGAGCAGAAAACACUCGUCCGGCUCCAGUUCGUACAUGAGUGACGAUGAACUUACGCAAUACACCGUCAACCCAGAUCUGCAAGAAGAGAAGUUUGAAGUCUGA